This is a messenger RNA of Fusarium keratoplasticum, 3840 nucleotides long. Its product is annotated as HMA domain-containing protein. Gene Ontology annotation, cellular component: membrane. Bases 1 to 3840 code for a protein of 1279 amino acids. Gene Ontology annotation, biological process: monoatomic cation transport. The record is from RefSeq and is a predicted model, not a curated record. The transcript has 2 exons. Gene Ontology annotation, molecular function: ATP hydrolysis activity; ATP binding; ATPase-coupled monoatomic cation transmembrane transporter activity. Lineage: Eukaryota; Fungi; Ascomycota; Sordariomycetes; Hypocreales; Nectriaceae.
AUGGGGUGCGACUGCUGUCCGCGCCCUGACCCAGGCCCGGCGCCUGAGCCCGUCGUUACACAGGCUCCAGCUCAAGUCGAAGACAACGCCAGCUGCCAGGAUUCUUGCUGUGAUGACGGAACAUCCGAGACCAGCCAGGGGAAUGUCGUCCCUCAAGAGGCGGAUGAUUGCUGCGCUUCCGGCAGCUGCGCGGAUGAAAAACCCAACGACGACUCCGACGCGCCGGAUUGCUGCCGCGGCAAAAUCUCCCCCUGCUGUAAUGCAUCUUGCCUUGACCGCAUCGCCAUGCGGGAAUGUAAGAUGAGUGCUGCUGGUCUGACCGGCCAAUCCAAGGACGCGACUGGUCGUACCAACGGCUCCGGUUGCAAUGGAGCAACCGACGGCAAGGCAUGCGGCCAGCAUAGUCUCUCUGCCCUUGAUCGCUACGGCGCGACUCUCCAGGCCCUCGGGUGUCUCUGCCGUGCUCUCAUCGCCCUCGGUCAAGAGUCUUGCUGCGAGACCCGUGACCGCCCGUCGGUCGGGGCCAAGUCGUGCUCCAAGAAGUCGUCGACUCGCUCUCUCAUCCGUACUUCGGUGGACUCCUGCUGCAGCACCGGCAGCGUCACCAAGGACCAGGCUGCGCAGAACCGCCUUCGCUUGCGAAAGAGCUCCGACAGCUGCAAGUCCGUCAAGAAGCCUCCUACGGGUGCUUGCGCUGGCUCCUGCUGUGCCAAGGACAAGCCAAUCAAGAGCCCGCCUGUCAAGGAUAGCUGCUCGAAGCCGUGUUGCUCAGGUGGCAAACCUGCAAAGGAGCCUCCUGCAAAGAGCAGUUGUGCUGAUGCUUGCUGUUCCAAGGCUGAGCCUCCCAUUGUCUCUACGGCCAAGUCUGGUAGCACUGGCUCUGGGCCUGCAAAGGACAGCGGUGACAAGGACCCCAACACCAAGAAAUGCCCCGGUUCUUGCUGCUCUAAGGACAAGCCACCCAAAGCCCCAUCCGUCAAGAACAGUGCUGCGUCCUGCUGCUCCAUUGAGAAGCCUGCCAAGCAGUUUUCCGCUGGCGAUGGUUGCGCAGACCUUUGUUGCGCACAGCCCAAGCCCGAUGAAGCCCCCAUCGUGAAGAAGUCUAGCUGUGCCAAGUCUUGCUGCUCCGAUGCCAAACCUCCCGUCAAGGCAGCUGCUGGCGGAUGUGCGAAAGGUUGUUGCGGCACGCCAAAGGCUGUCCCUGUCAAAGAGCCACCCAAGUCCGCCUGUGCUGAUGCUUGUUGCAAGCCGGCAAGCAAAGCUACCGUCUCCUUGAAGGCUAGUUGUGCCGAUUCUUGUUGCGAGAUAAAGCAGCCUGACAGCCCCCGAGGCUCUUGCGAGGAUGACUGUUGCACCUCUGGCCCGCCUGAUACUUCUCUGCAGAUUGAAAAGGUCCCAAUCAAUGCCAUCGAUGUCGAGAAUCAGGCAGCCGGGAAAGAACAUGUUGUUCUUAGUAUCUCUGGUAUGACUUGUACCGGCUGCGAGACCAAGCUCAACCGGACUCUCGCAACUGUCCCCGCUGUCAAGGACCUCAAGACGAGCCUUGUUCUUUCUCGCGCCGAGUUCAACCUUGACCUCCGUUUGGGCUCGGUCGAAGAAGUUAUCAAACAUCUGGAACGAACCACCGAGUUCAAGUGCGAGAGAGUCCAGAACAACGGUUCCAGCCUUGAUCUCAUUGUUCCUGGCGAUGCUUCCAAGUUCAUGAGCCAGACCUGGCCAGAAGGCGUGCUUGAGAUGACUCUUGUGGACAAGGAAACGGUUCGAGUUGCAUUUGAUCCCAAGAUUGUUGGAGCUCGAGACCUCGCUGAGAAGAUUUGGGGCCCUCCUAUUCAACUUGCCCCUCCUCAUGGCGACCUAUCUCUCGAAGCUGGCAGUAAGCAUGUUCGUCAUGUUGGAUACAUGACACUUUUAUCUGCCAUCUUGACGAUUCCUGUUCUUGUCUUGGCCUGGGCUCCAAUUCCUGAAAGAGAAGUGGCUUACUCCUCGGCUUCGCUGGCCUUGGCCACCAUUGUCCAAUUCGUCGUCGCAGGUCCUUUCUACCCCAAGGCGAUCAAGGCUCUCGUUUUCUCGAGGGUCAUUGAGAUGGAUCUGCUGAUUGUUCUGAGCACUAGCGCAGCCUAUAUCUUCUCUGUGGUCUCCUUCGGCUACCUCAUCGCUGGAAAGCCACUAUCGACCGGACAGUUCUUUGAGACGAGCACUCUCCUUGUGACUCUGAUCAUGGUUGGCCGAUGGGUUGCGGCUCUUGCUCGCCAGAGAGCCGUCGAGUCCAUCUCAAUCCGCUCGCUUCAGGCUUCCACAGCUAUCCUCGUUGAUGAAGAGACCAAGACGGAGCGUGAGAUCGACUCCCGACUUCUCCAGCAUGGUGAUGUCUUCAAGGUCCUCCCAGACUCUAGAAUUCCUACCGAUGGGACAGUCAUCACAGGUUCCUCGGAAGUCGAUGAGUCGAUGCUCACGGGCGAGUCCCGACCUGUGGAAAAGUACCCCAAGUCCGUGGUGAUUGCUGGGUCCAUCAACGGGUCUGGAGUCAUGACUGUUCGUCUCAAUCGCCUUCCAAGCGACAACACGAUCAAUGCCAUUGCCGCCAUGGUUGACGAGGCCAAGCUUUCAAAGCCCAAACUACAGGAUUUGGCGGACCAGGUUGCCUCCUACUUUGUCCCCGUGGUGGUGAUUUUGACAAUCAUCACCUUCGUCAUCUGGGUUGCGAUUGGUAUGACUGUUCGUGGCCAUAAUGGCUCUGAGGCUACGAUCCAGGCUAUCACGUAUGCCAUCACCGUUCUCAUUGUGUCCUGCCCUUGCGCAAUUGGACUGGCAGUUCCUAUGGUCAUCGUCAUUGCCAGCGGAGUCGCAGCUGAGAAAGGCAUCAUCUUCAAGUCUGCGGAUGCUAUCGAAGUCGCCCACAAGACGUCGCAUGUUGUGUUUGACAAGACGGGAACUUUGACUCAAGGAAAACUAUCUGUCGUUGCACAGGACUGCCUUGACGAGGAUACCCUUGGGUCUCUCUUGGGUCUCAUUGAAAACAGUCGACACCCCGUCUCAGUUGCAGUUACUGCCCACCUCAAGGGUAUGGGUGUCAAGGCAUGGACUAUGCCUGAGCCCAAGAGUUUGACUGGAAAGGGCGUUGAAACAACUUUGAAGGGACAGAAGCUCCGGGCUGGAAAUUCUCGCUGGUUGGAACUCUCGAACCAUGACCUUGUUCUGCCGAUGCUAGCUCAUGGCUAUACCGUCUUUUGCUUCACCAUUGACAACGAGUUGAAGGCUAUUUAUGGCCUUGAAGAUGAACUCCGGUCUGAUGCUGCGUCCACUGUCGAUACCUUGCAGAAGCGUGGCGUCUCGGUUCAUAUGGUCUCUGGCGAUGACGAUGGAGCUGUCCAGGCUCUGGCAUCCAAGCUGGGUAUUUCUGGUGACAAUGUUCGCUCUCGAAGCUCGCCCGCCGACAAGAAGGACUAUAUCCAAACUCUUCUGGGUGACGAGGCUGAUCGAAAGAAGCCUGUUGUCGUUUUCUGCGGCGAUGGUACAAACGACGCUGUUGCUCUGACCCAAGCCACCAUUGGCGUGCACAUGAACGAGGGUACUGAUGUUGCGCAGUCUGCUGCCGAUGUCGUUCUCAUGCGUCCAUCUCUGGCUGGGAUCCUGACCAUGAUGAAUGCCAGCCGAAAGUCGGUCAACCGCAUCAAGUUCAACUUCCUGUGGAGCUUCGUGUACAACACCUUUGCAGUCCUUUUGGCUGCUGGGGCGUUUGUCAACGCGAGGAUUCCACCCGAGUUUGCUGGUCUUGGCGAGUUGGUUAGCGUUCUGCCAGUCAUUGCGGCUGCGGUGCUCCUGCGCUGGUCGAAGAUCUAG